Molecule: messenger RNA, 669 nt
Organism: Charadrius vociferus (killdeer)
Lineage: Eukaryota; Metazoa; Chordata; Aves; Charadriiformes; Charadriidae
Product: DCC-interacting protein 13-beta-like
Exons: 6
Coding region: 1-669 (222 amino acids)
Biological process (GO): signaling
Cellular component (GO): endosome membrane
Source: RefSeq, a predicted model, not a curated record
AUGGCUUUGUCAUGUAACGGCUACCUAGUUGUAAAUAGGAGUCUUAUGGUGAUAGUCAAUGAGCAAGGAAGGAUUUAUGAAAACCCCAUGGGACGCAGCUGUAUGGAAGGCCAGAAGGACAUAGAAGAAAACGAGGAAUAUUCACUUUUGCAGCAGAUGUUCGUAGUUCGGUUUUUAGGCUCUAUGGCUGUUCAGUCCGAUGACACAAGCGAGGUGAUUUAUGAAGCUAUGAGACAAGUGUUAGCUGCUCGUGCCAUUCACAACAUAUUCCGUAUGACUGAAUCCCAUCUCAUGGUCACCAGCAAGAACUUGAGGUUGAUAGAUCCUCAAACCCAAGUUACACGAACAAGUUUUGAACUUGCCACCGUGACACAGUUUGCUGCUCAUCAGGAUAACAGGCGACUGAUUGGCUUUGUGGUCCAUCUCAGUGAGACUCUGGGAGAAGAAUCCAUGAGCGCAUACGUUUUUGAGAGCAACACAGAAGGGGAAAAGAUUUGCUACGCCAUUAGCUUGGGAAAAGAAAUCAUUGAGGCACAGAAGGACCCAGAAGCAUUAGCUCAGCUAAUGAAGUCUGUGCCAUUAACAAAUGAUGGAAAGUUCAUGCUUCUGAAUGAUCAGUCAGAAGAGGAUGGAGCCACGCAUGAAGAAGGGGAGGAAUCAGAAGCAUAA